AUGGAGAUCAAAGAAAUCACGGCGGAAACGCCACCAAAAGCUGCUGUGUUCAGCGCAGUGGUGAGCAUCGUGUGCCUGUGUAUCAUGGCUAUCACCAUCCCGGUCAUGAUCUACCGUUUGGAUGCUGCUCAUGCUGACAUUGAGAGCAGGAUGAAUGCUUUCAAGGUACAUUUUUGAUGACUUUUUCAUAUCGACUAACUAUUAUAAAGAAGGUUUUUAUUAUACUGACAGUAAUAGAUAUAACAGUGAAAAGCCAUUUGGACAUUACGAGAUUAUACAGUAUUUUGAAGCAAUAUUACGAUAACAUAUUAUAGUACACUUCACGUGGAAUUUGGCAAGACAUUCUCAUCGUCAAGUCCGGAAACCGUGCCAAACGUCAAGGCUACGGAGCAAACCCAAUGGACGAUGCGGCUAAUGGACAGUGUACCAGCUGCGUUCAACUUCAUUGCCCACCUGGUCCGCCCGGACCUCCUGGAGUUGAUGGUGAAGACGGACAAGAUGGUCUGUUGGGACGUCCAGGAAAGCCCGGUCUUGAUGGUCUCGACGUUCCUUUGGAGCCUGAGCCAGCUUUUCCAUGGUACGUUUAUAUUUUGCUUUUCAAUGCAAAAUGUUUGCACAUAACUUUAUGUAGUGUACUGUAGUUUUUUAUUAAGUUUUGUAUACUGUAACAUGUUUUUACAUAUUUUGUAUUUUCGGCAGCCAUCAAUUUCUAUAACUGAUUUCAGCGUAAUUUGCCCAGCUGGACCACCCGGAAACCGCGGACCACAAGGAGAACAAGGUCGUACCGGAGUACCUGGUGAACCAGGUCUGCCAGGCUUGCCUGGUCGACCAGGAAAACCGGGUCGAGUUGGAGAUGCCGGCUCACCCGGUGAGCCAGGAGAACCGGGAGAGCCAGGAAUCAAAGGACCACCAGGAGACGACAGCAUCGGUGGUACCGGUAUCAAAGGACCACCAGGACCAGUCGGCCCACGUGGACCAAAGGGCCCUCCAGGACCAAACGGUCUUCCGUCUAACAACCCGGGACCACCAGGACAAAUCGGAGAAACCGGACCACCCGGUCCACCAGGCAAACGUGGAGAACCCGGACCACCAGGACCUGUGGGACUGCCUGGAGAGAGUGGUGAGCAAGGUGGACAUUGUCCUAGCUCAUGCGGAAUCCAAGAGAUCGUCGCUCCUUCGGUCGUGGAGUUGGAUACUGGAAACGGUGGUGGCUACGGUAAUGGCGGCUACUCUAACGGUGGCUAUGGAAAGAAGUAA
Messenger RNA from Bursaphelenchus okinawaensis, 1257 nucleotides. The record is from the annotation of a GenBank genome assembly. Lineage: Eukaryota; Metazoa; Nematoda; Chromadorea; Rhabditida; Aphelenchoididae.